AGAGACACGGGUUUAUUUCGACGCGACAGCGCCGUUUGAUGGCGUUUGUUGUUGUUUCGUGAAACAGAGCGACGGAGGCGCAGUAGGCCCAAACCCGGACAAAAACACAGCCGCCCCCGUCUCCUCUCCCCCGGCACCGACACACCGCUCACCCCCGUCUGUCCCCCGCGGAGCCACUCGCCUCCGCAGCGGCUCCUCACCCUCACACACCCCGCUUCCCCCCUUCGUUUAGCCCGCAGGUGACACGCGGCAGCAUGUUUGGUGCUAACAGGAAGAAGUUUGUGGAGGGAGGGGUGGAGGGCGACUACGCCGAUGACUCCAGUCUCUACUACAGCCAGCAGUCCAUGUUCCCUCCCCACCGCGCCGACAAAGACAUGCUGGCAUCGUCUUCGCCCUCCUCGACAGGUCAGCUGUCUCAGCUCGGAGCCAGCCUGUACGGCCCGCAGAGUGCUCUGGGGUUUCCCAUGCGGGGGAUGAACAGCAGCGCCGCGUCCCAGUUGGGUCGAACCGGUCUGAACCAGUCUGCCAGCCAGCUGACCAGCCACGUCAACACGCCCAACGCUGGCACCAUGCACACGCCGCCCUCUCCCAGCAGAGGCAUCCUGCCCAUGAGCAGCAGGAGCAUGCUCAACCACAGUCAGCAGGUCGGCGGGGCGGGGGGGCAGGGCGGCGGCGGCGGGGGCGGGGGAGAGCGAGGAGGCGGGGGAGGAGGAGGAGGAGGGGGGAGGAGCGGCGGCAUGGGGAGUCCCAGCCGCUCGUCGCCCAGCAUCAUCUGCAUGCCCAAACAACAGCAGGCACGGCAGCCCUUCACCAUCAACAGUAUGUCAGGGUUUGGGAUGAACAGGAAUCCAGCGUUCACCAUGAACAACUCUCUAUCCAGUAACAUCUUCAACGGCACAGACGGCAGUGAGAAUGUAACGGGGUUGGACCUGUCAGAUUUCCCAGCGUUAGCAGACAGGAGUCGGAGGGACGGCGGUUCGAAUCCCACCCCGCUACUCAACCCCCUGGCUGGACGGGCUCCCUACGUUGGCAUGGUAACGAAGCCGUCCAGUGAGCAGUCGCAGGACUUCUCCAUCCAUAACGAAGAUUUCCCAGCUCUGCCUGGACCCAACUACCAAACGAAAGACCCCACCAGCAACAGCGAGGACGGCAAAACGAAUCUGAACUCAUCAGGGAAGCCCUCCUCCAACUCAGAUGGCCCAAAAUUCCCCGGCGACAAGAGCUCUGUGGCACCUAGCAACAACAACCAGCAGAAGAAAGGAAUUCAGGUGCUGCCUGACGGCCGUGUGACCAACAUCCCCGUCGGCAUGGUAACGGACCAGUUUGGCAUGAUCGGCCUGCUGACGUUCAUCCGGGCAGCGGAGACGGAUCCCGGCAUGGUUCACCUGGCGCUGGGCUCCGACCUCACCACGCUCGGCCUCAACCUCAACUCCCCAGAGAAUCUGUAUCCUAAGUUUGCGUCUCCCUGGGCGUCGGCUCCAUGUCGGCCGCAGGACAUCGACUUCCACGUUCCCUCAGAGUAUCUAACCAACAUCCACAUAAGGGACAAGUUAGCAGCGAUCAAGUUGUCUCGAUACGGUGAAGAUCUGCUCUUCUAUCUCUACUACAUGAACGGAGGAGACCUGCUACAACUGCUGGCUGCAGUAGAACUGUUCAACAGGGACUGGCGGUACCAUAAAGAGGAGCGGGUCUGGAUCACCCGGGCUCCGGGCAUGGAGCCGACACUGAAGACCAACGCCUACGAGAGAGGGACCUACUACUUCUUCGACUGCCUCAACUGGAGGAAGGUGGCCAAGGAGUUUCAUCUGGAGUACGACAAGCUAGAAGAGCGACCUCACGUUCCCUCCACCUUCAACUACAACCCCGCCCAGCAGGCCUUCUGAUUGGCUCUCCCUCCUCCCUGCCCACGCGCCAUUGGCUCUCCUGGCUCAUCAAUCAGCACUUCCUCCAACAGCGCCCCGCCCCCUCUGCCUGCAGACGCCGUGCAGUUCACCGACAGAGGCCGCUGCUGCCUUUGGGUCGUCUUAGCUCUGGUUAAGCCCCUCCCACUUACAGUGAAUCUGGCCAAUAAGGACUCGGGAAGGGAGGGGGAAGCACCGCCCACUGCCCCCCCUCCCCUUCCUAAAAAAAAAAAGAAAGAAAGAAAAAGACACUUUGUCAUUUUAACUUUUAUUUGUUUUUGUUCUUUACUUUGUAUUUCCCCCGCCCUCCCCCAUGAGUUUGGUUUCUGGAUCAACACACACACACACACACACACACACACACACGAGGAGACAACGUCCAGCUUCACAAGUGAUUCAAGCUUUUAUUCAGUCUUAAAAAAAGAUCUUAUUUACAUUUUUCCCUUCGUUUUAAAGAGAGCGUCCCGUGUGAAAAUGGAAUGCGGGGUCCAGUCACCUGUCAGGAUGGACACACACACACACACACACACACACACACACACACACGGACUGACAGCCAGGAGAGAAACUGCUUUGUAAAAUACAUUGUAGCACUAUUUCAUAAUAAAUCAGAGAAAAGA
This is a messenger RNA of Myripristis murdjan (pinecone soldierfish), 2521 nucleotides long. Its product is annotated as CCR4-NOT transcription complex subunit 2-like. Bases 255 to 1883 code for a protein of 542 amino acids. The transcript has 15 exons. The record is from RefSeq and is a predicted model, not a curated record. Gene Ontology annotation, biological process: regulation of DNA-templated transcription. NCBI's taxonomy places the organism in Eukaryota, Metazoa, Chordata, Actinopteri, Holocentriformes, Holocentridae. Gene Ontology annotation, cellular component: CCR4-NOT core complex.